AUGGAUGGGGAACCAGAGCUCCGGAAAAGCACAAUCGCGACGGAUCGCGUGUCGGCGAGGACAAUGAUGAGAUUUCCGAUCUACGUGGAGGGGGGGGAGGAGGGACAAGUCUUUGAUCUGUUUAUUUGCUAUUCCAUUUUUUACUCCCACUGCGCAAUUACCAUGUCUUUAGGCCGCACCUUUAAGCUGAACUCGGGCUACGAGAUCCCCGCCGUCGGUCUCGGUACCUGGCUCUCCAAGCCCCAUGAGGUCGAAAAUGCCGUCGAGACUGCCCUUCGCAAGGGCUAUCGUCACAUAGAUGCGGCAGCUUGCUACCAGAACGAGAACGAGGUCGGACAGGGCUGGAAGAAGUCGGGCGUGCCUCGCGAGCAGUUUUUCAUCACCAGCAAGCUGUGGAACACCCACCACCACCCCGAUCACAUCGAAGAAGCCCUCAACAAGACCCUCACAGACCUCCAGACCGAUUACUUGGAUCUCUACCUGAUCCACUGGCCCGUCGCUUUCGCCCACACCAACGAAACCCUCACCCCGACCGACCCGGUCACCAAACGUUUCCAAAUAGCCGACGUCCCGGUCUCCGACACUUGGGCCGUUCUGGAGAAAUUCGUCGAGGCGGGGAAGAUCCGGAGUAUCGGUAUUAGCAAUUUCACGAUCCAGGCGACCAAAGAUCUACUGAAGGCGGCCAAGAUUCCUCCGGCUGUGAACCAGAUCGAGGCUCAUCCUUACCUUCUCCAACCGGAGCUGUUCAAGUAUUUGAAGGAUAACUUGACCCUGACCCACCUUACUUCCGAGUUGUGCAUGGACCAGGACUAUACUAACUCGGAUCCGAUCAGUGUUGUCGACGACCCGACAGUCGUGGAAGUCGCCAAGAAGCUGAACAAGGACCCCGCGAUCUUGUUGAUCUCAUGGGCUAUCCAGCGGGGUUCCGCGGUUCUACCCAAGAGUGUGACUCCAUCCCGAAUUGAGAGUAACUUCCAAGACUUUGUGAUACCGGAUGCCGAGUUUGAGGCUCUGAACCAGCUUGACAAGAAUGAGCGAUACAACUAUCCCUUCCGCUGGGGUGUGGAUGUCUUUGAAGAAUUGGGGGCUGCUGAGGCUGAGAGGCGGGCUGAGGAGCAUGCAGCUAAGCUGAGGGAGAGUUCAUAG
Molecule: messenger RNA, 1146 nt
Organism: Penicillium cosmopolitanum
Lineage: Eukaryota; Fungi; Ascomycota; Eurotiomycetes; Eurotiales; Aspergillaceae
Exons: 7
Coding region: 1-1146 (381 amino acids)
Cellular component (GO): cytosol
Molecular function (GO): aldose reductase (NADPH) activity
Source: RefSeq, a predicted model, not a curated record